AUGAAGAUUUUACAGAACCUAAUAAAAAGUAGAGGUGCGGAUCAGAAGCGAAGUUCAGCCGCGCAGGUGUACACAGCUCAGAAACUGUGCGACCUGGACAAACGGGUAUUUGACGUGGUCCUAAAGGAAUGUAACUUUGAAGAUGCUGCAGAUCAUCUCAUUACUUAUUUGAACAAGUAUUAUGAAGCUAGCAGACCCACCCAGGCACCUAAACGAUCAGAUCAGCUUCUCAGAAAUAUAAUGAAAGGAUUAGUCGUCAAAUCACCGUUUGGAAGUCGCAGAAACAACUCCAAACGAGAUAAAGAGAGAAAUCAAAUGGAUUCACCGAGAGGUAACGAAAUUGUAGCCAAAGGAUAA
Messenger RNA from Bolinopsis microptera, 357 nucleotides. RefSeq names its product voltage-dependent L-type calcium channel subunit beta-4-like. The transcript has 3 exons. Lineage: Eukaryota; Metazoa; Ctenophora; Tentaculata; Lobata; Bolinopsidae. The record is from RefSeq and is a predicted model, not a curated record. Bases 1 to 357 code for a protein of 118 amino acids.